AUGGCUGCAUACCCAGCAGCAGCCCCUCACCAGGACCCUGCAGCGCAGGGUGGUUCCGCCCCGGGGGCCCCCGGGGGCCCCCAGGGGCCCCAGGGGCCCCAGGGGGCCCCCGGCGGUGCCCCGCCAGCUGCAGCAGCAUACGGGGCCCCCAGCUACGCCUAUGGUGUUCAGGCCCCUCCCCAGGUGUAUGGGGGCCCCCAGGGGGCCCCCCAGUACCCAGCGGCGUAUGGGGCCCCCCCCCAGUACGGUGCAGCGUAUGGGGGCCCCCAGCAGUACCCUGGUGCAUAUGGGGGCCCCUAUGCGGGUAUGGCCCCCCCGUACCCUCCUGCUGCACCUGCUUACCCAGGAGCAGCAGCAGCAGCAGCAGGCCAAUGCUAUGCGCAGCAGCAGCCCCCAAUGUAUGGAAAACCUGCAUCCACAGGGCCUGUAUCUAUGGAGCUGGGGCCGCAGCAACCCGCCGCCGGCGAAAUGCAAAUAAGCGAUCAGGUCUCCGUGCAGAUUCGGCAUUCUUUUGUGCGAAAGGUUUUGGGAAUUCUCGCCAUACAAAUACUCGGUUUUGUGUGA
This is a messenger RNA of Eimeria mitis, 564 nucleotides long. RefSeq lists its product as uncharacterized. The record is from RefSeq and is a predicted model, not a curated record. The transcript is spliced from 3 exons. Lineage: Eukaryota; Apicomplexa; Conoidasida; Eucoccidiorida; Eimeriidae. The coding region runs from base 1 to 564 and encodes 187 amino acids.